Molecule: messenger RNA, 3438 nt
Organism: Closterium sp. NIES-65
Lineage: Eukaryota; Viridiplantae; Streptophyta; Zygnematophyceae; Desmidiales; Closteriaceae
Source: the annotation of a GenBank genome assembly
AAUAAGGCAGCUUGAGGAGUAUGCUGCUGAGGGGAGUUAUGCGGAGCAGGGAGGCGGGGCUGCAGCAGCCUCUUCUGUUGAUAGCGAGUCAGCUUAUGGAGAGGAUGGUGGGGAGAGCGAGCAGGCGGGCGGUGCGAGAGUGAAGAAAGGCACUGGGCUGCGGCUGCAAUUCGACGUGGCCAUUCAGAUCCGCACAGCCACCAACUUGGUGGAGCAACCUUCAUGUCACAAGGCUCCCUCCUCUCUUUCUAACCUUCCGUCCCUUCUAAUCAUCUCGCCCUCCUUCCGUUCCACCAUUCGUCCCCAUCCCCUCCCUCCGACCACCAGCUUGGUGGAGCACCCCUCAUGCCACGAGGCAGACAGGGAGUGUGAGCACGAGCAGCAGCAGCUGAGGGCAGCAGAAGCGGCACACAUGCAGCAGUUUCUCACACCCGACAAGUGGGCCUGCAUCACGCGCCUCCUCCUCUUCCUCCGCACCCGCAAGUCCGGCAUCAAGCUGCCCAACCCCUCCAACAACAACCCCGAUCCCUUGCUCUCCCUGCUGCAGUCCUUGGCUGGUCGGGCUAGUCAGGCUGGUCAGGGAUUAGUGAAGGAAGAGGGUGGGCGAGGGUCGAAAAGAGCGCGCGGUGCUGGGGAUCUUGGGGAUGGGUUGGAGGGGAUUGAGAGCGGUGCUUUGUCUUCUCUGAAGCCGCUUUCCGUCUUUUUGGCAACGGACAACGAGAACCUGCGGCCGCAGUUUGUGGAUAAGAUCGGGCCGGUGGCUGGGGAUGUCUUUUUCUCCACUGGCGCUGUCACUCACACGUCAAAAAGCGGCACUGCAGCUGCUGCUGCUGCUGCUGCAGCAGCAACAGGAGGAGGUGGGCCAGCGGGAGCAGGAGGAAGAGGGGGAUUGGAAGGUAGAGCAGAAGGGGAAGGAGAAGCAGAAGGUUUGGAACGUUUGGAGAGGCAGAAGGGAGUGCCUCAGGAGCAUUUUCAGCAGCAGCCGUCCCCAACCAUGGCUGAGUUUUUCCUGCUCAGUCGGGCCCGUGUGCUUGUGAGUUUUAAUAAGUCAGCAACCAUGCGUUCCCACACAGCCCCCCGUGUGUUGCUUCUCGCGCUCUGCCUCUCCUCCUUCACCGCCGCGAUCUCCGCGCAAUGGAUCAAAGGCUUCGUUGCGUCGUACUACGCGCUCCAGAACCGCCCCAACGGCGCGUGUGGGUACCCCCAAUUACACCACAACACGGCAUCGAUGUCCACCGUAGGCUACGCUAACGGCAGUAACUGCGGCGCGUGUUUCCAGAUGCGGUGCACCGGCCACCCGUCGUGCAAGCCGGGGAUCAUGACAGUGCCCGUUACUGUCACGAAUAUCUGCCCGCCGAAUGCGCCCGGCGGGUACUGCGCGAAGAAUAAGCGGAGCAUCACACUGCCCAAUCCCGUGUGGAAUCAGAUGUCGAAGGAUCCCUCCGCCGGCGUUGUUCCCGUGGAGAUUAAGCGCGUCAGGUGCCGGCGCGUGGGUGGCGUCGCAUUCAAUAUCACUGGGAAGGAGUACUACGUCACCGCACCAUCCAUUGCGUUCGCCAACCAUCAGCAUGAUUCCGGCAUUAUCGUUACCGUGCCUUCUCUCUCUUGUCCCCCAGCCUUGCCUCUCAACGUGGCCGGAGCUGGCGCCUUAAAGCGCGUUGACAUCUCGAUCGCGCGCGGCCCGUGGAUGGCUAUGCGCAAGAGCUACGGCGCUGUGUGGGACCUGCCGGGCCUGCCCGUGGUCGGCAUGUCGCUCUCCUUCCGCCUCUGGCCCGCCCUCGGGACUCUCCCGCUCGAGGCGUGGGAUGCUGUUCCCGCGAAUUGGGUUAACAAUACGAUUUAUCGCACGGCGGUAAACUUCCCUCCCUCGCAAUGCCCCUCCAUUUCCCGGGUUGUCUUUGAGAAUUCUCAACCCUCUCCGGGAUCAUCAGCUGAGAAAAAAAAAGCCUCCUUCUCCUCCUGUGCUGCUACGUGUUCCCCGCCGCACGUGCCGCCGCUUUUCCCGCUCCGCGCAGCGCCGUGCCUCCUCCCCCAAGUGACGAUCAACGUAACGCGCGAGUCCCACCUCUACCUUCGAAAGAACUACCCCGCCAAUCAGUACGUGACGAUGGUGCUGCAAGCGAGCAUACAGCUGACAGACACGUUUGUGAUGGACGCGAAAUUCAGCUGCACUGUCUUCCGCUCCGACAAGGACAGAGCCUUCGACCUCAUCUCGCCCUCUGUAAACUGCACUGUCUUCCGCUCAGACAAGGACCGCGCCUUUGACCUCAUCUCGCCCUCCGUCAAGUAUGGCUCGCCUCUCUCCACCCAUCUCCAACUCUUUCCACCGCUCUCCAACGCACUUCUCCAACACCCUCUCCGCUCUCUCAUACCCAUCGCCAUGGUAACAAAGAUCGUCAACACCAACAACGUGUUGGUCAUCAGGGUGAAUUUCAAGAUAAAAUCCACCGCACUCCACCCCUCCCCUCCACCCUCCCACAGCGCCAUGGUAACAAAGAUCGUCAACACCAACAACGUGUUGGUCAUCGGGGUGAAUUUUAAGAUGCCCGUUUCGACUGUCGGGCAGCGGGACUGCAACUACAUUGAGACACGCUUUAUUGACUUCAUUGGCAAAUACGCUUGCCCUGCUGUGUGGCUGUACCGAGUAUGGGGUGUACAAGUGGUGCAGGUACGCUCAGUCCCUCUCACACCCAUCCUACCACCCUUCAUUCCAUCGGCUCUGCUCUGUACUGUAACAGCCGAAGCCAAAAGGGAGUUGCUGUUAAUGUCCCUCCUCCUCCUCCUCCUCCUCCUCCUCCUCCUCCUCCUCCUCCCUCCUCCUCCUCCUCCUCCUCCUCCUCCUCCUCCUCCUCCUCCUCCUCUCUCCUCUCUCCUCUCUCCUCUGCAGGGCAACGUGUACGGGCGGGUGGAGGUGGCGAGAGCUAAUCGCUCACGGGUCGACUCAAUGGAUGUGCUCGUGAAGGCCACCAACCAGCCCGGAGCCAUUGUGGUGAUGCUCUCGGGGGACGGGCCUAACCUCAUCCGCAGCGAAGUGGUUAUUUCCAACAAUAACAUUCGGACAGAGGGCAGCUUGGGGCAGGGCGCCGCUGUGGGAAUCAUGCUGUACCGAGGGGCAGUGGGAGUGAACGUGGUGGGAAACCGUCUAUCACACUUCACCCUUGCAAGCCUGCAACUGGGAUGGGGGCAGAUGAACGUGGGCGAUGCAAUGCUCACCCUCGUUGCCCACAACAACAUUAUUCAUAGCUUUGGGCAGCUGGGGGAUUGUUCAGGUAUUUACCUCAGCACGCACUGGGUGAACCCUGGAAAUAUCCACCGGUGCAACUACGUUCAAGGGGGUGGGCACUGCCUGUAUUUCGACUGGGUGUCAUCGGGAGUGAUCGUGGAUGGGCUCGUGUGCGUGCAAACUGCAGAUGGGCUGAAGCUAAACACUGGGAAGAA